AACUAUUCACGUUACUCGCUUCAUCCAUUUCUCUCUGACUUUUCCCACAUUCCAAAAGAAACACAUGAUACAUACAUACACUACAUAUAUGAACUAACAUGCAACGACUUGCUAAACCUCGGACUUUACUUGUUGUCGUUGCUAUGGCUUCAAUUCUCUCUGUUUCUCUCUUCUUGUUAUUCUUCUUUGUUCAUCACAAAAAUAGCUCUGCCAAGCAAUUAUUCACCAUCCAACAAGCUUGUAACGCUACCAGAUUUCCCGAUUCAUGUCUCGCCUCUUUAUCCGCCGCCAAGCUCUCUUCCAACCCGGACCCGGUUCAAGUUAUUCAAGCGGCAAUAGCUGCGUCUCAGAAUAGUCUCAAAACGUCGGUUGAUAAGUUACGAGCUCUCCAGAGCGCUUCGACGGGGAAUUUUAAUCUUACUGAAAAUGUACGGCUGGGAUUAGAAGCGUUGACGUACUCGGAGUCGAGGAUUAAUUCAACGGCGGUGGCUGUGCCAGGUGGCAACAUCAGGACCGCGCGUGUGUUGAUGAGCGCGGGACUGGGUUACCAAGCGGGUUGUUUGUCGGGACUUGGUAAGUACAUUAAUGAUAGUACGAUGGUGAACGAGACCAUGUCGGUUUUAAAUUCUUCGAUAGGGAUUGCGAGUAACGCGCUUAGUAUGAUUCGGGCUUAUGGGUUGUUUGGGAACGAUACUGGGUCGUGGGUCGGCCCGAAGACCGAGAGGGAUGGGUUCUGGGAAGGUGGGUUCGGGUCGGAUAGUGGGUCAUGGAAUGUGGAGUUUCCCAAGGGGUUGGUGGCGAAUGUGACGGUGUGCAAGAGUGGCGCGUGUGAUUGUUUGACGGUUCAGGAGGCGGUUGACAAGGUGUUGGAUGAUAGUGAGGGGCGGUUUGUGAUUUGGAUCAAGGAAGGGGUUUACAAUGAAACGGUUCGGGUCGGGUUUAGGAAGAAGAACGUGGUCUUCUUGGGAGAUGGAAUGGGUAAAACUGUUAUUACCGGUUCCAUGAAUGUGGGUCAAUUUAAUGUGUCUACACGCAACUCGGCUACAGUCGGUGUAUUGGGUGAUGGUUUUUUGGCGAGCAAUCUCACAAUAGAGAACACUGCUGGUGCUGGUGCAAAUCAGGCAGUAGCAUUUGCAUCUGACAGCGAUCUUUCCAUAAUUGAGAAUUGUGAAUUUCUUGGACAUCAAGACACUCUUUAUGCUAAUGCACUACGUCAAUACUACAAAUCUUGCCACAUUGAAGGUACCGUGGAUUUUAUAUUUGGCAACGCUGUUUCAAUCUUUAAAGACUGCACCAUCCUAGUUCGACCUCGACAACUUAAUCCUGAAAAAGGUGAGCAAAAUGUUGUGGCAGCACAUAGCAGAACAGAUCCAGCUCAAUCAACCGGUUUUGUAUUCCAGGAUUGUGUGAUAAAUGGUACGGAUAAGUACAUGGAAUUGUAUUACAGCAAUCCAAAAGUACAUAAAAGCUUCCUUGGGCGGCCAUGGAAGGAGUUUUCAAGGGCAGUGUAUAUCAAUUGUGUGCUGGAGACCCUUAUUAAUCCUCAAGGGUGGUUGAUUUGGACCGGCGACUUUGCACUGCAAACACUAUAUUUUGGGGAAUUUAAUUCCACAGGGCCAGGUGCGAAUUCAUCUGCACGAGUGCCAUGGAGUAGCCAGAUACCGGCUGAUCACGUUGAAACAUAUUCUUUGCAUAAUUUUAUUCAAGUUGAUAACUCUAUCUCUAAAUGAUUGAAUCACUAAAGCUAUCAACCACAGGAGCUUACAAGUGAUCGUGUUUAUGUUAAUACUAAAAUAGGGCCUUUUUGGGAAAAAGCUUACAUUGAAAUUUGAAUAAAAAGCCUAUUGAAUUUGAGUUUGUA
Daucus carota subsp. sativus is the source of this 1861-nucleotide messenger RNA. Its product is annotated as probable pectinesterase/pectinesterase inhibitor 51. Gene Ontology annotation, biological process: cell wall modification. Lineage: Eukaryota; Viridiplantae; Streptophyta; Magnoliopsida; Apiales; Apiaceae. Gene Ontology annotation, molecular function: pectinesterase inhibitor activity; pectinesterase activity. The transcript is spliced from 2 exons. The record is from RefSeq and is a predicted model, not a curated record. The coding region runs from base 99 to 1730 and encodes 543 amino acids.